AUGGUAAGAAGCCAGAUGAACUUCAAGAGGCUUUCUCUUACGAAUAUCAAGAUUGAUAUCAAAAGGAUCCCGAAGAAGAAGACUCUGAUAGCUGCUACGGGAGCUGCUGAUGUCAAGGGAAAAUGGGAAAAGAGCUCUUGGGGUAGGAAACUCAUUGUUCAAAAGGGAAGGGCCACCCUCAAUGACUUCGACCGGUUCAAGCUGAUGCUCGCAAAAAUCAAGAUUUCAUUUCCUCCUCACCGAUUUUUUGUCAAACUCGCCGGCAAAGACUUCUACAUCGGCGACUCCGACGGCAACAUCACCAGGUGA
Messenger RNA from Striga hermonthica, 309 nucleotides. The record is from the annotation of a GenBank genome assembly. Lineage: Eukaryota; Viridiplantae; Streptophyta; Magnoliopsida; Lamiales; Orobanchaceae.